AUGGAGGAGGUGGAAGGAGUUGAGGGCAGGGAGAGCUGGGGCCAGACCAAGGCUGUGGCCGCGGCUAGGGGGGCAGCGCCCAGCCCGGAGCCGGCCGAGCCCGCCGGCGCGGCCACGCUGCCCGUCAGCUACCGGCUCUCCAGCACGCGCCUGGCCUUCUUCCUCAAGGAGGUGGGAGCCCUUCCCGGCGGCAACGCCAGCACCCCGCUGCAGCGCGCCGAGCCCUUCGUCGUCUUCCAGACCAAGGAGCUGCCCGUGCUCAACGUCACCCUGGGGCCCUUCAGCACGGGGCUGGUGCUGCCCAAGGAGCAGCUGCAACCCUCGAGCACCCUGGAGAUCCCCGAGCGCCUGACGGUCAACUGGAAGGUCCGCGCCUUCAUCAUCCAGCCCCGCGUGGUGGCCAGCCAGCCCGUGGUCCAAGUGCUCUUCUACGUGGCCGGCCGGGACUGGGACGACUUCGACGUGGCCGACCGCCUGCCCUGCGUGCAGCUUCACGCCUUCCGCGAUGCCCGCGAGGUCAAGAGCUCGUGCCGCCUGCGGGGCAGCCUGGCCACGUGCUUGGUGCAGGCGGAGCUGCCCCACGCCUGGUUCGGCCCCUCGGCUGUGCCCCUGGGCCGGCGCAAGAGCCCGGAGAGCCUGGAGGCGCCGGGCGAGAGCCAGCAAGCGGAGCUCUACUACACGCUGCACGCGCCCGGCGGCGCCGGCGAGUGCCCGGGUGAGACGUCCCCGCGGCGCGGCGCCGGGGCGGCCCGCGCCGAGGGCCCCACGCAGCACCCCUUGCUGCGCAUCGGCAGCAUCAGCCUGCUGCAGCCGCCCGCCGCGCAGCUCCUGCAGGAGCACCGCCUGGACGGCAACGUCUUCAUCCGCCUGCCCGACAGGCCCCUCAAGCCCGGGGAAGUGCUCAGCAUCUUCCUCUACCUCAUGGGCAACUCCACGGUGGAGCACUUCACGCUCAGGGUGAAGGCCAAGAAGGGCGUCAAUCUGCUCACCACCAAGUCGAGGAGCCUGCAGUGGCUGGUGACCUCAGAGCUGCUGACAGGUGGCAAGCACUCCACGGCCACGGUCGACGUGUCCCGCGUGGACGGUGCUGGGCCCAGGGAUGGGGACUCCUCUGCUGAGAUCAUGCAGCUCGACUUCGAGAUGGAGAACUUCACCAGCCAGUCGGUGACGCGCCGCAUCAUGUGGCACAUCGACUACCGGGGCCGCAACCCACCGCCCGACCUGGAGAAGGUGGUGACAGAGCUGACCGUCAUCCAGAGGGACAUCCGGGCCAUUGUUCCUCUGGCCAUGGACACAGAAAUCAUCAACACGGCCAUCCUGACAGGCCGAACAGUGGCCAUUCCCGUGAAGGUCAUUGCGAUUGAGCUGAGCGGGGUCAUCGUGGAUGUCUCGGCUAUGGUUGAGUGCAAGUCCAACAACGAAGACAUCAUCAAGGUCUCCAGCAGCUGCGACUAUGUCUUCGUCAGCGGGAAGGAGUCGCGGGGCUCCAUGAGCGCGCGGGUCACCUUCACUUACGAGCACCUCUCGGCCUCGCUGGAGAUGACGGUGUGGGUGCCCAAACUACCCCUGCACAUCGAGCUCUCGGACGCCCGGCUGAGCCAAGUGAAGGGCUGGAGGGUGCCCAUCCUGCCGGACAGGAGGUCCGUGCGGGACAGUGACCACGAGGAAGAUGAAGAGGAGAGGAAGCAGAGCCGAGGCUGUGCCUUGCAGUACCAGCACGCCACGCUGCAGGUCUUCACCCAGUUCCACACCACGUCGGCAGAGGGCACGGGCCAGGUUGUCACCAUGCUGGGGCCGGACUGGCUGGUGGAAGUCACGGACCUGGUCAGCGACUUCAUGCGUGUGGAUGACCCGCGGGUGGCCCACAUGGUGGACAGCUUCACGCUGGCUGGGAGGGAGCCGGGCACCACGCUCUUCAAGGUCGUGUCCCCGCUCAUGGAAGCGGUGCUGGGCGAGACACUGGUGACGGUGGCAGAUGAGAAGGUCAGCAUCACAGACCUGAAGGCCCAAGUGAUCUCCAGCCUGUCCCUCUCCCUCCACCCCAGCCCUGGCAAUAGCCACACCAUCAUUGCCAAGACGUCCGCACAGCAGACCCUCAGCUUCUUCAAGCAGGAAGCGCUCCUCAGCCUGUGGAUUUCCUACAGUGAUGGCACCACGGCCCCCCUCUCCCUCUAUGACCCCAAGGAUUACAACCUGGUGGUGACCAGCCUGGAUGAGAAAGUGGUCUCAGUAACCCAAGACCGGCCCUUCCCCUUGGUGGUGGCAGAGAAUGAGGGCUCAGGGGAGCUGCUCCGGGCUGAGCUGGUCAUCUGUGAAAGCUGCCAGAAGACGAAGCGCAAGAGCGUGCUCUUCACAGCCCUGGCCAGUGUGCGGGUCCACUUUGGCUCCGAGGAGGACCCAACCUACGACUACGACCACGUGCCGAGCAAGCCGGGGCAGGAGGAGACAGCGGCAAGUACCACCCUGCGGGCAGAGGUGGAGAGAAAAGCGGAGCCAAGCGAGGACAGCAGGAUGUCUAGUGCAUCUCACCCCACUGAGGACUUCCCUACCAUCCCCACGGGCUUUGUUCAGGUGACCAGGGGGCUGACGGACCUGGAGAUAGGCAUGUAUGCGCUCCUGGGUGUCUUCUGUCUGGCCAUCUUGGUCUUCCUCAUCAACUGCAUUGUCUUUGUGCUGAAAUACCGGCACAAACGCAUCCCGCCAGAAGGUCAGACCAACAUGGACCAUUCCCACCACUGGGUCUUCUUGGGGAAUGGGCAGCCCUUGCGGGCUCACAAUGACCUCUCGCCCCAGCCUGAGAGUCCUGGGAACCCCUUAGAAAAUGUCCAGACUUGCUGCCACGGUGACCACCACAGCAGUGGGAGCUCACAGACCAGUGUGCAGAGCCAGGUCCAUGGCCGCGGGGACGGUUCCUCAGGGGGCUCCACACGGGACCAAAGCGAGGACCCACUCAACUCACCCACCUCCAAACGGAAGCGGGUGAAGUUCACCACGUUCGCCACGCUGCCCUCCGACGAGCUGGCCUACAACUCCAUCCCCAUCGCCGACGAGGAGGACUUGGAGUGGGUCUGCCAGGACAUGGGCCUCCAAGACCCCGAAGAGCUUCACAACUACAUCCGCAGAAUCAAAGAGAUCGCUUAACGCAGGGGCAGAGGGGCCGGG
Molecule: messenger RNA, 3162 nt
Organism: Nothoprocta perdicaria
Lineage: Eukaryota; Metazoa; Chordata; Aves; Tinamiformes; Tinamidae
Gene: TMEM132E
Product: transmembrane protein 132E
Exons: 9
Coding region: 1-3141 (1046 amino acids)
Source: RefSeq, a predicted model, not a curated record